AUGCGGGGGGGAUCUGAGGCUUCGGGGCUCAGUGCCCUAUGGGGUGCUCCCUCGACCCUCACUACUUCCGUGAUAAGCGAUCCGACAACGUCACCCGCCUCUCAGUCUCGCUAUCCGACUAACGACCCUCAACGUGUGGCAUCCAAUAUCGAACAUGUUCUGUUGGCAAUGUCCUCCCCGAGCCCAGAUGGCGGUCUAGUCAGCGCCAGUGGCAACUCUUCGGGUUCUACCGGCAAGGGUAUCUUAAUCGGCGUUCUCUCCGCCUUCGGUUCCGCAGCAGUUGCGGUGCUUGUUCUAGCGAUAUUCUUCUUUUUCAAGUAUACUCAGCGUGGUAGAAUCAUUCUGGACCGCAUCGGGCGUCCCGGUGAAUACGAUGAUGAGCAAGCGUUCUUGCGCGAGGAGACCGAGGCCUUGGAGGCCAUGGAUGAUCUGUCGCGUUCAGAGUAUCUAAGGGCGAAAGCGUUCGUCGAAGCCAACCCGCCUGAGUCGAUGCAAACCGACAUUUCACUCUCCCAAUUCCUCGCGAUCCAAGAAAAGGGCGUUUCGGCAUGGGAGUUUCAACCGGAGCUAGAAAUUGCCAACUGCUUUGUCGAGGCCCGUACAGAGAUCGAGUUCUACGAUUCCGAGUGCAGUGUACAGACCAAUUUACCCGUCCCAAAGCAGAAUGAUGUUUAUUAUUGGGAGGCGAAGAUCUACGAUAAACCUGACAAUACUCUCAUCAGUAUCGGCAUGACGACUAAGCCGUAUCCUUUGUUUCGGUUACCAGGAUACCAUAGAACAUCGGUAGCGUAUCAAACGACAGGACACCGACGAUACAACCAACCGUUUACCCCGUCAUCAUAUGGUCCUCCACUCACACAAGGCGACGUGGUAGGCGUAGGCUAUCGGCCUCGCUCUGGUACGAUCUUCUUCACUCGGAAUGGCAAGAAACUAGAAGAUACGGUUCACGGCCAGAAGGCCCAAAACUUCUUUCCUACUGUGGGAGCAAACGGACCCUGUACCGUUCAUGUCAACUUUGGUCAAAUGGGGUUUGUGUUUAUCGAAGCCAAUGUCAAGAAGUGGGGUCUGGCCCCAAUGACUGGUAGCCUAGCUCCUCCGCCACCAUAUGGGAGUGAACAAGGGAGCAUUUUGUUGGAGUCCGGUCGCGAGAGUGCUGCUCAGAUAUCUCAGCGGGUUUAUCAAGAUGCCAACAACGCACGUACGAGCUCAACAGUCAGAAUAGCACCAUCUGCCAGUCCCGGCCCCGUCCGGUCACCGACGGAUAUUUCCCUCGCCCAACUCGCCCAUAUACCUUCGAAUGAAGAUGUUGGAGAAGGGUCAAGCCGGACAACUGUCGGUGAUGGAGAGCAUGCUCCGCUGUUGAACCCGCAUGAUAUCGACCAAGCUCCUCCAGAAUACUCCAGUCCGGACAGUAGUCGAAGGGCCAGCGAGGACUUACCGCGCCAUGCUCAACCGCCGAUACCUAGCUAUGAUGCGGCUGUCGGCAACCAGGAUGGCAAUCUCUCUCAUCCGAGGGGAAAUAAUUAG
Molecule: messenger RNA, 1527 nt
Organism: Aspergillus alliaceus
Lineage: Eukaryota; Fungi; Ascomycota; Eurotiomycetes; Eurotiales; Aspergillaceae
Product: SSH4 family protein
Exons: 3
Coding region: 1-1527 (508 amino acids)
Molecular function (GO): protein binding
Source: RefSeq, a predicted model, not a curated record